Messenger RNA from Pyrus x bretschneideri (Chinese white pear), 2308 nucleotides. RefSeq names its product phragmoplastin interacting protein 1. Gene Ontology annotation, molecular function: RNA binding; zinc ion binding. The record is from RefSeq and is a predicted model, not a curated record. The transcript is spliced from 4 exons. NCBI's taxonomy places the organism in Eukaryota, Viridiplantae, Streptophyta, Magnoliopsida, Rosales, Rosaceae. Bases 118 to 2091 code for a protein of 657 amino acids.
UUCACUACAAACCGAAACCUCAGGCCAACGCCUCUAGGCUUUUGGCGGCUUGGCCCCUCUUCGCUUUCUUCCUCCUCAGAGUCGGUGAAAGCCAUUACUUUCGAAAGAGUUGCAGAGAUGGUUUUGUCUAACAGAAAGCUGAAGCAAAAGCUAAGAGAAAAACUAGCUCAAUCGUUAGUUGAAUCUGUAGCGAAGCCUAAAACCGACCCGACAAAUGAUGGCUCGGAAAAUCCGGACCCGAAAUCGACCCCCCGGUCCCUGAAAGUGCUUCUGGACUCCGCAACCCAGAAACCCAGAUUGUCCAAGCGGGAAAAACGAAGAAAGAUCCUGUCUUUGCGAGGUCCAGAGGUGGUGAGUGUGAAUGGCAGUGGUGGUAAUUUGGGAGGAAACAAGGGGGAGGAAGGGAAAAGGGAUGUGGGUUUAGAGGGUAUGGGGGUUGAGAAGAAGAAGGAGGAGGAGAAGAAGAGGAAGAGGAAGAGAGAUGAUGAGGAGGAAAAAGAUGGAGAUUUGAGUGCAGAGCAAAAUGGGGUUGUGAAGAAGGAGAGUAAGAAGCCAAAGAAGAAGAGUAAAACGAAGAAGAAGAAGAGAAAGACUGGGGCGAAAACCGAGGAAGAGAAGAAGGGUGGUGAGGUUGGGAAUGGAGAGCAAGUUGUCCAGGAAACAGAUAUAAACAUUGAUAGGCAAGCGAGUGGGGAUGUUCCGACAAAAGUUUAUGUGGGAGGCAUUCCUUAUUACUCGACCGAGGAUGAUAUUCGAAGUUACUUUGAAAGCUGCGGCACGAUAACUGAAGUUGAUUGUCUGAGGUUUCCUGACAGCGGGAAGUUUAGAGGAAUUGCUAUUAUUAGCUUUAAGACAGAAGCAGCAGCUAAGCGUGCCUUGGCUCUUGAUGGAGCUGAAAUGGGUGGACUGUUUCUGAAAAUCCAGCCAUACAAGGCAACUCGACCCAAUAAACCAAAUAAAGUAUCUGAUUUUGCCCCCCAAAUUGUGGAGGGAUACAAUAGAAUCUAUGUUGGAAAUUUGUCAUGGGAUAUUACUGAGGAUGAUUUAAGGAAACUUUUCUCGGAUUGCAAGAUAUCAUCUAUACAUUUUGGUAUGGAUAAGGAAACAGGGGAAUUUCGAGGUUACGCUCAUGUAAAUUUCUCUGAUAGUCUCUCGGUGACGAUGGCAUUGAAGCUAGAUCAGAAGGUUGUAUGUGGAAGACCUGUCAAGAUAAGCUGUGCAGUUCCUCUGAAAAAAGCAGGGACUCCUUCAACUCCUGCACUUACAACUCCAAGUACCCAUUCAACAUCUGUAGCUUCAGCUAUGUGUACUGAUUCCAUUCCCGUAAAUACUACUUUGGGUACAGGGGCUGAUGACAGUGGGUUGAGUGCCAGUAAGAUUAAGAGGAGGACGUGCUAUGAGUGUGGUGAGAAGGGCCAUCUUUCUUCGGCUUGUUCAAAGUCUGCAACUACAAUAUUAAGUACCCAUUCAAUACCACUAGCUACAACUGCAAGUACCGAUCCGACACCAGUUGCUACAGAUUCAGGUAAAAGAGCUGAUAAUGGUGGGUUGAGUGCCACCAGCGGUAAGAUUAAGAGGAGGACGUGCUACGAGUGUGGUGAGAAGGGUCAUCUUUCUUCAGCUUGUCCAAAGUCUGCAACAACAGCUUUUAAUACCCAUUCAACACCAGUAGCUAAAACCACAAGUACCGAUCCGACACCAGUUGCUACAGCUACAGGAGCUGAUAAUGGUGGGUUGAGUGACAUCAGUGGUAAGAUUAAGAGGAGGACGUGCUAUGAGUGUGGUGAAAAGGGUCAUCUUUCUUCAGCUUGUCCAAAGGCUGGUACUACACCUUCAAGUACCCAUUCAAUUCCAGUAGCUACAGUUACAAGUACCAGUCUAAUACCAGUAGCUACAACUACAAGCACCGCUUGGAUACCAGUUACUACAACAAGAAGCACCGAUUUGCCACCAGAUGAUACAACUACAGGCACCGGAGUUGAUACUAGUAGUGCGAGCACUGGUAAGAUUAAGAGGAGGACGUGCUAUGAAUGCGGUGAGAAGGGACAUAUUUCUUCAGCUUGUCCAAAGAAGCAAACCAAUGCAAGUUAAGCAUGUCACCUGCAGGCAGUAUCCUAAGUUUUUCCUAUUAAUUACGUUUAGGAUAAACAUACAUAGUACUCUUUUCGAGUAGGUUGUUGAAAAGCCAAAAGUUGUUAGUGAGUCCAAUUUUGGGAAAUUUUGUUUUCUCCAUGUAGCUUAGUUUGAGGCAAAGAUAUGUAAAACUGAGAUAUUUCUUUCUUAUUGACAAGGCAGAUUAUGUUACUUG